Hemisphaericaspora subhashii is the source of this 330-nucleotide messenger RNA. RefSeq names its product ribosomal protein P2 (gene RPP2B). The transcript has a single exon. The record is from RefSeq and is a predicted model, not a curated record. Gene Ontology annotation, cellular component: ribosome; cytosolic large ribosomal subunit. Gene Ontology annotation, molecular function: structural constituent of ribosome. NCBI's taxonomy places the organism in Eukaryota, Fungi, Ascomycota, Pichiomycetes, Serinales, Debaryomycetaceae. Gene Ontology annotation, biological process: translation; cytoplasmic translational elongation. The coding region runs from base 1 to 330 and encodes 109 amino acids.
AUGAAGUAUUUAGCUGCUUACUUAUUAUUAGUCCAAGGUGGUAACACUACCCCAUCUGCUUCUGACAUCACCGCUUUAUUAGAAACUAUCGGUGUUGAAGCUGAAGAAUCCAGAGUCUCUUCUUUAUUAUCUGAAUUAGAAGGUAAGGAUAUUGCUGAAUUAGUUGCCCAAGGUAACACCAAGUUAGCUUCCGUCCCAUCUGGUGGUGCUGCUGUCUCUUCUGGUGCUGCUGCCUCUUCUGGUGCCGCUGCUGAAGAAGCUGCUGAAGAAAAGGAAGAAGAAGCUAAGGAAGAAUCUGAUGACGAUAUGGGUUUCGGUUUAUUCGAUUAG